Lasiosphaeria miniovina is the source of this 1950-nucleotide messenger RNA. Its product is annotated as major facilitator superfamily domain-containing protein. Bases 251 to 1828 code for a protein of 525 amino acids. Gene Ontology annotation, cellular component: membrane. Gene Ontology annotation, molecular function: transmembrane transporter activity. Gene Ontology annotation, biological process: transmembrane transport. The record is from RefSeq and is a predicted model, not a curated record. NCBI's taxonomy places the organism in Eukaryota, Fungi, Ascomycota, Sordariomycetes, Sordariales, Lasiosphaeriaceae. The transcript is spliced from 3 exons.
GCCAAAAUCCGCAGCGGAUCUGCUAGCAGGUCACGCCCAAUCCCGCCCGGCUUCGUGUUUCGUAAUUAUUGCGUAAGCCUGGCUGCACAGGGCCGAAUGCGGCUAGACUGGCACAUACGUCGGGGCAGGAGCCAGGGACAUGAUAAGACGUGCAUGAACUCUCGUUUUUGGCUUUUUUUCCAUCUUUAUUUCACCUGUCCGAGCUUUCUGUUCGGCCCACCUUUUUGAUUUGACUUGAAUUUACGUGGCCAUGGAACGCAGGCGAGACCCACGCAUGGAGCUGUCGCCGCUUCUCUCGGACCCGGCCCCCGCCGACGAGGACAGCGAUGACCCGACGCCAGCGUCGCCAUCCUCCCGCGCCUCGACGGCAGGCUCAGGGCCAGACCCCGGGUGGCGGCGGUUCCGGGCGCAGAAGCCGCGGUCCAUCGUAGCACUACUUACGGUGGUGCUGUUCGGGGUGACGCUGAGCGGGUUCCUGGUCGUGGUGCCCGUGUUCCGGCUACUCGAGGACGCCAUCUGCCACGCGCACUACGGCGUGCCCCCGGAUGCCGACGUCGACGAGGAGCGCUGCAAGGUCGGCCCCGUGCAGAUGCAGCUCGCACGCCUCAGCGGCUGGGGCGCACUGCUCAGCGCCGUCGUCGGCUACGCCACGGCCCUGCCCUACGGCAUCCUGGCUGACCGAAUCGGCCGCAAGCCCACCUUCCUCCUGGCCUACUGCGGCAUCAUGCUCGCGUUCAGCUGGGCGCCCCUGGUGCUGGCCCUGCGGUGGACCGUCGACCUCUACGUUGUCAUUGUCGGCUCGCUGUUCUUCGUCAUUGGCGGCGGCGUGCCCAUUGCCCUCAACUCGCUCAACUCGAUGGCCGCCGACGUCGGCACCGAAGGUGAAAAAGCAGCAAACUUCCUCUACCUGUCCUUUGGCGGCGUGCUCGGCAUACUCGUCGGCCCGCUGCUGGCUGGGGUUCUGAUGAGCACGGCGGGCCCGUGGCUGCCCAUCCGUCUGGUCAUCGUAAUCACGCCGCUCGUCUUCGCGCUGAUGGCGUUCGUGCCCGAGACGCUGCACCUGCGGCCACGCAGCCGCAGCGACAAGUCGACUCUGCGGCCGCCGUUGGCCGGCGUACGGCGCGAGCUGGCCGUAUCCCUCGCCCUCCUCAAGAACCACAACAUCGUGCUCGCCCUCGCCACGUUCGCCAUCCAGCCCGCCCUGUCCGCGGCCUACUCGUCCAUCAUGCUCGUCUACGUCGGCCACUACUUCCACUGGACCAUGGCCGCGACCACGUACCGGCUGGCGCCAACACUAGGGCUGCUGCACCUGGCCGUCAUCGCCGCGCUGCCGCAGCUCGCCACAGCACUGACGCGCCCCGACGGCCGCUUCCGCAUGUCCGUCUUCGCCAAAGACCUGCUGCUGACCAGGGUGUCCCUCGCGCUGCUGGCCACCGGCGCGCUUCUCGAGGCCGCCAGCCCCGGCCUGUGGCUGUUCGUCGCCGGGCUGGCCGUGGGCACGCUCGGCUCGGCCGCCACGGCCUUCUGCCGCGCCGUGGCCACCGCCCACGUCGAGCCCCACCAGACCUCGCGCCUGUACGCUCUCGUCACCAUGGCCGAGACCGGCGGCGCGGUCCUCGGCGGGCCCGUUCUGGCCAGCGUCAUCGCUGUCAGCAUUGAUGAUACGCCCGGCCGCCACCCGCACUGGUGGCGCGGCCUGCCGUGGUUCUACGUCGCGUUCUUGGUGCUGGCCGCGCUGGCUGCGGUCAUGUUUGUUAGGCCGCCGCCGAAAGGGGCUUGUGCUUGCGGGGACGACGGCGGUGGGGAUGAGUCUGGUGAGGGGGUUUGAAUUGUUUGGGAGGCGUGUGCAUGUGUCUGAAGACGGAUUGGUGUAUGAAAUGAAGACGAAUUGGUGUAUGAAAUGAAGACGGAUUGGUGCAUGAAAUGAAGACGGAUUGGUGCAUGAGAUGA